UUUUGACCGAGAUGCUCUUGUGUAUACAAAUUGGUUGACGAUAUUACAGAAAAAAAAGAAGUUGAUAAUUGGUUGUGUUCCAUGCCAAGUUAAAAUAUUCUGUGUAAGUUGUAAAUCGUGAUUGGUAUACACACAUACCAUAUUUACACCGACGUGUGUACAUUUCUGCGAAAGCUUGAUUGCCAGAAAAUCAGUUAAAAUUUUGAUUAAAUAACCAGAAUGUUGUUGCAACUAAUUGACAUCGGUGUUUAAAUAAUAGCUUAGAAAAACAUGCGAUGAAAUUCUCUUUGAAAACUUACAGAAACAGGUCGAUUUUUUGUAAGCGUGCACAGAAGAGGAAAUUGUGUCCCUUUUGAAUUUCGAUGGACGUUUUGUUGUUGUUUAGUGUUCGUUCGAAGGGGAUAAUUACAUAACGGAUAUAUAUGAUGAAUUAGCUAGUUGGAUCGAUCAUUCAAUAGACGAUUUGAACGAGAUUUUAUCAGAAGUGAAUGCUGCAAGACCAAGACAAGUGGUUGAUAACAUUUUCUCCCUCUUCAAUGGUUGAUGCUGUGAUCUCGUUUAAAAUUGAGAUCGAAUAAAGUUACACGACAGCGCCAGCAUUACGAAAGAAGCGAAUAAUUACCACCAUCGACGUUAAUAACGGAAACUUAAUAUAAAUUAUCGCUAUAAAAGAGUGAAAAGUUUUUUUUUUCUUCUUCAGAUCGCUUGAUGUUGACGUGUUAACCUAUUAGCCUCAAUAGCUAGUGCAUCGUCAGCUCAAAAAAAAAAAAAAAAAAAAUCCGUGACUCGUAGGCAUCUUUCUAUAACUAAAAAAGUGUUCUAAAAGUGCUUGAAACUCAGAAAAUGAGAUAAAAGUGUUCUCCCAUUAUGCACUUAAUGUCUCGCUGAAUAACGAAAAUCCAUUGUUUAAGUGAACUUUGUGACAGUUUUUUUUGUCACCAAUAUGUGAAUGUUCGUUUAUGUACCAAAUGCAAAUCCCGAAGUGGUUCCAUAUAUAGCCGAUGAAUAUAAUAUACAUUUCAAUUAAAAUGAUGAUAUACUCUAUCCAUAGCGUGAUGCGUUUUUUGCUAUUCUUGGACAAAUGGAAUAUUUAAUCAAAUUUUGAAAAUAAAUAAAAUUAAAAAUAAAAAUUUCGUUUUUGUUCACAAUAUAAUAAACAAAGCCAUGAAUAAAACACAAGCAAAAUUCAUAAAUAAUAAAACCAAAUAUAAUUUAUUUUAUUCGGUAAAAUUACCCGGUUGCAGUGGCAAAAUGAAAUUAUUUAUUCAGCGGGAUAAACACCACGGAAAAUAGUGUUUGCGUAUUCGAAUUUAUAAUUUAUUCAAGACAGAAAAAAAACAAUAACGGCAUGGGAUACUCUUUUUUCAUUCCACUAUAUUAUGAAUAAAUCAUAUUUCUAGGUAGAGAGAUAAAAGAGAGCGAGAGUUAGUGUAUACUGCAAACCAACAAUGACGAAUUCACUUUGAAAUAAACAUUUUUUGUGAAAAAUGUUUCAUCGUUAUUAUGAGUGUGUGUGAGAAUUCCUUUUCGAAAUUGCAUUUUGGAUCAACGCAUCGUAUAUAACCCGAAACAUAAAUAAAUAAAUAAUCUGCAACAAUGAAUAAUAAACCACCGUUACAAGUCUCUGCAUAUAAUUUACCGAGCCCGCCGAGUCCGCCUAUGUGUUUCCCAUCACCGAAAAACAAUAAACGGGACAACAACGUUGGACUGUGCGGUUGCCAACGAGCACCGAAAUCGCACUGUAUUUCGGCAUUUGGUGUAAUAGUAUUAGUACUUGCAUACACAGCAAUGGGAUCAAUUCUAUUUAUGAGUUUGGAAGGUGAGGAUGAGGACAAUAAAACUGUGGAAACUGCUGUAGCUGCAUCAAAACCAUAUCCCCGAUCGGAUUUAGCUAAUGCUGAAAUUAGAACGAAAACGGUGGAUCGACUCUGGUCAAUAACUGAAGAUCUCAAUAUACUCUAUAAGGAAAAUUGGACUCGGCUGGCUGCACAUGAAGUUCAACAGUUCCAGGACUCGUUGUUGCGCGCCGUGAAAACUUCGAAAAUUCAACAAACAGGAGUUCAACCAACUAUAAAGCCACAUAAAUGGUCGUAUGCAUCUGCAUUUUUAUAUUCUCUAACGCUGAUAACGACGAUUGGUUAUGGCGGUAUAUCACCACGUACCCAAUGGGGUAGAAUAGCGGCCUUAGUGUAUGCUCUGUUCGGUAUUCCCAUUGUGCUUUUGUAUUUGUCCGCAAUGGGCGAAGGACUAUCAAGUGCAAUGCGAUGUAUUUUCCGGAAAAUUCGCACGUGUGGUGACGGUAGUAAUAAGACGAUACCUUCUGAAAAUGGGGGAAACGGUGGCAGUGAAAAACGACCGCAUGAAUUUCACGCAAAAUUCAGCAGUAGCUCAAGCAAUUAUUAUCAUUCGCCUAGUGUACCGAUAUCGAUAUGUGUGAUGAUACUCAUUUGUUAUGUGACUUUAGGUGCCGUAUUAUUUCAUAAAAUACAACAUUGGGGCGUAUUGGAGAGCCUUUAUUUUUGCUUUACAUCGCUUGGUACGAUAGGUUUCGGUGAUUUGGCACCGAAGGGAAAUCUCUCACAGUAUGCAGCAUCAGCAUACAUUUUAGUAGGAAUGGCUGUGGUAGCCAUGUGUUUUAGUCUGAUACAAACCGAAUUAAUAAUGUGGCUCCGAAAAUUUGGCGUUCAGGACCAAUUAGCAUCUCCCACCGAAGACGUGGCUCUGGUCACUGUAUCGGUUACACCAAAAUCCUGACUAAGACAGCAACCAGAUUUUCUUGGCGGCACAUACAAUUCGCUGCCACGACGAUCUGGUGCAUUUCAACGUAACACACCGAUUCGACGAUCAGCCGGACCAAUGGAAAACCAUAUGGAAUACUUUGUGCCACGAAGUGUCAGUGAAUUUAAUUUAUCUGGUGUCGGUGACAUUGCUUUACCGCCACCACGGCGGUCACCCUUAUCACAUACUCACACAACCAGCACAAUAUUGUUUCCAAUGCAAAAGCCAAGAGAGAAAAUGGUCACUUUCGAGGAUGAAUCCAAAUGUCCGCACGGUAUACCAACAACACCGAGAAAAGGACAAAUUGUGGGUGACGUGUUUAUGUGACGAGAGGGUGGAUGAGACGAGCCAAUGCAAUACCCCGGAGACAUCAUUAAGGUAUAACCGCAUCAGCUGCAACAAUAUAUACAGUUCACCAUAAAUUUGAAAAUAUCCCAAUCACCAAUACGACCAAUAAAUCAUGAUAGAGAAAAAAAAUGCGAAUCAGCAACGUAACGACUGUGUAAUCAUAAAACAAAACAAAAAAUGUUAAUGAACAGUAUAUACCGUUGGUGAGCGUGAAAAAAAAUUUCAUAAAAAAAACAUGUUAAUACUAUACCACAGCACACCAUACUCACUCAUAUAAUACACAUUAAAUUAUUAAAUGUACCUUUGGGGUAAAAAAAAAAUAAUGAACGUACCACUGCAUCUACCGAAAUAAAUAAAUUAAAAACUUAAUUUCAAUGUAAUACUGCUUGUUGAUCUGAUCAUAAAAUACAUAAUAAAAUAGAAAGGAAACCAGUGCGAUAUAUGUGUUUGUGUAAAGCUCAUGAUAAUGUUUAUAAAAUGAAGUUUUAACAUAAAAAGAAAAAAUUCAGAAAAUAUUUGUGAUAUUGUAGUUAAAUUGAAAAUAUGUUGCAAAUGCUCCACAUUGUUUCAUAUGAUGAGAAAAAUGGAGUGGAGCUUUCUAGUUCGAAAUAUAGAACUUUUUUAAUUAUUUUAUUUUGUAAAUAAUAAUAUUGUGAAAACCCAGGGGGCGGUUGUGGGUUCCAUAUUAUUUUAUUUAUUAUGAAAAGAAGCAUUCGUCAAACGGAUGUCAAUCGGUUCAUUUGAUUUAAUUGCAUUUUCAAUUUGUACAUGAAAACCUUUUAACGUUUUGUUUGUAUGCAUUAUGGACACCACUCACGAGAUAUCAAAUUUUAAAACAAAAUUUAAUUUUCGACCACAGUGAAAAUAUUUGAAAACGAAACUUUCGCCAAAUUAUAAACAGUCACAAUAUUCAGUUUUGAAAUUAACCGAAAUUGGAAUUGCUAAAUGGAAAUUAAAGUUUACCAAAAGUUUAAUCAAUUUACCGAUAUGAAAUUACAUUUUUAACGAUUAGAAAACCAGUUCCACCAAAAAUAGAGUGUCAGAAGCAGAAACAAAUUUCAUUUUCAUCAAAAUUAUUCAAGCCAUCACUUUCAAUAGGGAUAACCUCGUUCCAUUCCACUCCACAGCCUCAUACUAUUCUACAGCAUCAUUGAACCAUUACAACGGCAAAAUUCUUUAAACUCAAAAAUUACAGAAAUUAAAAUCAGCAACGACAAAAAGACCCUUACGUACGUCGCCUGAAUAAUGCAAUUAUAGUUAUACCUUCCACCGUGUGGUAAUAGUACAUUACUAUACCAAUGAAGGAAUUGUAUAUAUCGUAUUCAGAUGAGUAGUCAGAGGUACUUUUACUCAUCGUGAUACGAGAUAUCAAAUUCCUUCACUGGUAUACUACGGCGUUUACUUUACGAGCGAGGGAAAGACUUUUCCCGAGUGAGGGAAAAGGCACAUUCAUUCCCUAGUAAAGUAAAUGCGUUUUUAGUCAGUAGAUGUCUAGAUUGUCACUCGGGACCAAACAACGUUUGUCCAAAAAAAAAAAAAAAAAAACAAUUUAA
Bradysia coprophila is the source of this 4679-nucleotide messenger RNA. RefSeq names its product TWiK family of potassium channels protein 18. Gene Ontology annotation, cellular component: plasma membrane. Gene Ontology annotation, biological process: potassium ion transmembrane transport; stabilization of membrane potential. The record is from RefSeq and is a predicted model, not a curated record. Gene Ontology annotation, molecular function: outward rectifier potassium channel activity; potassium ion leak channel activity. NCBI's taxonomy places the organism in Eukaryota, Metazoa, Arthropoda, Insecta, Diptera, Sciaridae.